GGCUCCGCGGGGGCUGCCCGGGACACAGAGCAUCCCCGCUGGGGCCACUGCAGUGCUGCUGGGGGGCUGGGGCUGCCCCUUCUUCUGCUGCCUGGGGCUGGGCUCACCCUGCUUUUGCUGUGUGGGGCUGGGGUCACUCCUCUUUUUGCUGCGUGGGGCUCAAAUCCCCCUCGUUCUACUCUGCAGGGCUGGGGUCACCCCCCCUUCUUGCUGCAGGGGGCUGAGACAACCCCUGCUCUGCUUCGUGGGGCUGGGGUCACCCCCUUUUUGCUGCAUGCAGCUGGUGUCACCCCCUCUUCUGCUCCGUGGGUCACUCUCCCCCCAUCUCCCGUGUCCAGCAGUGAAGGACCAUGAAGGUGAAGGUGAUCUCUGUCCUGGAGGACAACUACAUGUACCUGGUGAUCGAGGAGAGCAGCCGGGAGGCCAUUGCCGUGGAUGCCGCCGUCCCCAAAAGGUUGCUGGAAAUCAUCAGGAAGGAGGAGGUGGUGCUCAGAGCAAUCCUCACCACCCACCACCACUGGGACCAUGCGAGAGGGAACGAGGAGCUGGCGAGGCUCUUCCCUGGCCUGCGGGUAUACGGCGCCGAUGAGCGGAUCGGGGCUCUGACGCACAAAGUGACCCACGACCAGGAGCUGACGUUUGGGGCCAUCCGGGUGCGGUGCCUCUUCACCCCCUGCCACACCUCGGGCCACAUGUGCUACUUCAUGUGGGAGGACGGCUCCCCGGACGCUCCGGCUCUCUUCUCAGGUGACACCCUUUUCGUGGGAGGCUGCGGGAGGUUCUUUGAGGGGACGGCGGAGCAAAUGUACACCAACCUCACCCAAAUCCUGGGCACUUUGCCAAAGGAGACGAAGGUGUUCUGUGGGCAUGAAUGCACCAUCCGAAACCUCAAGUUUGCCUUGAAAGUGGAACCGGAGAAUGAAAUCGUAAAGAAGAAACUCGCAUGGGCCAAACAGCGGGAUGAUGAGGAUUUGCCCACAGUGCCCUCCACACUGCAGGAGGAGUUCCUCUACAACCCCUUCCUGCGGGUCACAGAGGAGUCCUUACAGAAGUUCACGGGCAAGACAGACCCGGUGGAGGUGCUGAGGACCCUCCGCACUGAGAAGGAUAACUUCAAGAAGCCCAAGGAGCGGCCCAAUCCCCAGGCCAUGCUCGCCUUUGACUGGGGACUUUUCAGCCCCUUCCUGGAGAAGAAGUGAGCGGCCGCAGCAGCAGCUGCUGCAAUGCAGCAUCCCCGUCGUGGUGGGGGCUUCCUCUUGACUCCAACUGACUCCCGUUAGACUCGGCAGUCGGGAAGUGAUUUUUGUCUUUAACUUGCUUGUGUUGAGGCUGCUCCGCUUCGCUCCCUCCAGCGUUGCCGGGCUCCCCUGGCUGCUGGGAGCUUUGCUGAGUGCCCGGUCCCUGGCGCAGGGAGCACGCUCAGCCGUGCAGUUAAACCUGCGGGAUGCUGGGCUGCAGUCGCUGCUGGCAGAGGGGCAGGGGAUGGUUUGGAGGAGAGGACAUCCACGCUCGUGAUGCUGGGGUUAGCAGGUGCAGGAGCUGUCGCCUAUCCUGCAGCCCUUUGCCUGCAGGAGCCGGAGAGAGCAUGGAAAGGGUGCGGACACUGGGGACCAUGGUGCUGUGCCCCUUGGACCACCAGCACCCAGUGGGCUGCAAGGCUCUCUGGCCUGCAGUCCUUCCUGGGUCCAAAGGUGCUGAGCUCCCACCUGGCCAGGCUGUUGGGAAGCUCUCCCAGCCCUGCCUGCUCCCCCCACCCCCUGCACCCUCCGAGGGCAGGCAGGAGCUGCCUGGUUCCAAAGGCAGGGAUGAGGUGCAGAGACUUGGAUGCAUGAGAAGCUGGGAAGGGGACUGGUGUUUUUGCUGGCGUGCCACAGUACCUGCCUCCAGACCUAACAGAAACCCUUGUUGCAGUGGGAUUUGUGGUUUUUUUCCACCCUAUUUUUAUGGUAAGCCAACAUAGAAACAUUGCAUAAGGGGUCAUAACACAUUCCUGCCCUGCGGGAGACACCCAAAGCACUAGAGCACACCCAGGUGGAGCUCAGGUUGCGAGGAACGCAUGCUCUGACCCAUUGCCUUUGUCAGAUCCUUCCCAAGGUGGGACACUUUUCAGGCAGCAAACAAUCCUGUGCUGCCACGCAUACGCUGCUGCCUUGGUUUUCCCUUCCCUCAAGAUAGAAAACUGGAAAGCCUCUACCUGAACCUUCCCUUUGCGUUGCCUUUGCUUUUGAACAAGCGCUGGGGAGCAGCCGGGGGCUCUGCUGCCUCCUCCGUGGGGGCACAAUCAGCGCUGUCGUUUAUUGAAGUCUGAGAAACGGGCAGAGCUUCAUUUUGCAGGUAGGGAGGAGCUGCGCUGCAAACCAGAGGAGCAGUUUGCUUUUUUGGGGGAAAAUAGGGCUGGAUGGUGGCUCUGUAAAUAGCUGUGACACCCCACCCUGAAGAAUCUGGGCUGGGGCAGAUUGCUCCAUGUGGGACAGUUGCCCAUUCCUGGUUUCUUCUUGCCCCCCGUGUGUGGCUGUCUUGGUGUCGCUGAGUGUGCACCUGCUCUGCAUCGUUCAAAUGAAAACAG
Molecule: messenger RNA, 2566 nt
Organism: Cuculus canorus (common cuckoo)
Lineage: Eukaryota; Metazoa; Chordata; Aves; Cuculiformes; Cuculidae
Product: hydroxyacylglutathione hydrolase like
Exons: 9
Coding region: 351-1199 (282 amino acids)
Molecular function (GO): hydroxyacylglutathione hydrolase activity
Source: RefSeq, a predicted model, not a curated record